Molecule: messenger RNA, 444 nt
Organism: Mycotypha africana
Lineage: Eukaryota; Fungi; Mucoromycota; Mucoromycetes; Mucorales; Mycotyphaceae
Exons: 4
Coding region: 34-399 (121 amino acids)
Source: RefSeq, a predicted model, not a curated record
AUUACCUUCAAACCAACGUUAUUUUCUACACACAUGUACAAGACAAUCAUCAUAGAUAAAAUCAAUUCAGUGAAAGAAAAUCAUACCAAGAAGGAAAAUCCGUCCGAGCAUACCAAAUGUAAGGACUGUAAUGAUUUGGGUCACUUUAAUAAAAAUUACCCGGGAUGCAAGUACCAUAAAGCUAUAUCCGCAGAUGAUGUUGGGACUCGCAAUAAGAAGAGAAAACAGAGCGCCAGUGUUAAAGCAGAGAAGAAAGCAGUGAAAAAGAAGAGAACAGCAUCACAGGCUGUAGAGUGUUCCAGUUGUGGGAAUGACGACCAUGCUUCUCCUCGUUCGCCUCUUUGUCCUAAUCACAUACAAUCAAAAGGACGAGGCCAUUGCAUCUGUCCUUGGCCAUGACCUCGUGCAUAAUAAGAAUGCCAUUCCUUCAGAAGUCUUCACACA